Fomitopsis serialis is the source of this 1800-nucleotide messenger RNA. RefSeq names its product subunit 17 of mediator complex-domain-containing protein. The record is from RefSeq and is a predicted model, not a curated record. NCBI's taxonomy places the organism in Eukaryota, Fungi, Basidiomycota, Agaricomycetes, Polyporales, Fomitopsidaceae. Gene Ontology annotation, molecular function: transcription coregulator activity. The coding region runs from base 1 to 1800 and encodes 599 amino acids. The transcript is spliced from 8 exons. Gene Ontology annotation, cellular component: mediator complex; core mediator complex. Gene Ontology annotation, biological process: regulation of transcription by RNA polymerase II.
AUGCACGAGCCUCCGUGGAAGAAAAUCAAGCUCUCGCUCGAGCGGCCGCACAAGGACGACGACGGCAACCCUAUCCCCGUCCUGCUCGACAUCACCGCGGACGGGCAGCAUAUAUACGAGCCAAACGAAGACGCGACCGCACAAGUUGGCGAAAACUUGCGUAGGAUCUUCGUCGAGCGCGGCGUCGACUACUUCGAUUACAAGAGGGAUGCUCCCGGCAAGCCAGCUGCCCCCGGUGCUCCCGCAGAGGAUGUGGCCGAAGACAGGCUGGAUGACUUCCAGGGCCCACGGCCGCCUAUGACGACGGAGGAGCUCUACAAGAUGCGCGUGGACUUGCUCCCUCAUCUCCAUUCUCAGCCGGCACCACCGCCACCGCCAUCGAACCUAACCGCUACUGUAGUUACGAAACCGCCGCCCAUACUGUCCGUACGCGCCUUCAAUACUCAGCUGGUCGUCGGCGGCAAAGACAAGGCAAGCGAGAGGCAUUGGCUUGACGCCCUGCGCAUUAGACGAGGAAAUUGGGGUCUAGUGCCUGCACCCCUUCCCUUGGGGUCCGCAACUGGGAAGGGUGCAGACAAAACGUCCAAGGAUUUCCUCGUGUCUUUCGGCCUGGAAGAGGCGCCUGCCGUCUUCCGGCGACGAGCCAUUGGUCGAAUGCCCAUUCUGGAUACGGAGGAAAACAGAAUAGAGUUUCCGUUACGGCAGAACACCCGUUUGCGGGCUUCAUUGAGGAGGACCAAUGAUGAUGGAUCGCAGCAUUUGGUUGCUAACACCAUUUGCUUAGUGGAAGAGACGACGCUAGAGGAGUCAUUGCGUGCAGCACAGAUAGAGGUUGUGGAACAGGAGGUAUUCUCCGCCCUCAUCAAGGAGGCAGGCAAUCUACCGACAGCAACUGCACGGGUGUCCGAGCGGUCAAUAGUCGUCAAGGCUGCUCUCGGAACUGAGCUAAUCAUUCAGCUAGUCGAUAGCAACAGUGAGCAGGAUGCACCAUCUUCGAGCACCGAGGCAGCGACGUGCGAUCUCAUCGUUGCCGCUCUCCGGAUCCUCCUUCUCCGUGUGCACCACUACAUAAGAUCCGAGCGUAUCAAGCGCACUGGCUCCUUUCGCAUGCCCGGCCACCCCGGCGCGAUCCAGACACCGCCAAUACUGCAGCCAAUCAUCGACCUCCUUCAAUACGAGGUGUUCUGCAACCGUGUACGCGCCGAGUUCCACCGCAUCGUGGGUGCCCUUCGCCGCGCGGGGCUGCCGGCAAAGAUGCACUUCGAAGCGAUGGCGGGGAGCGGGGAGGAGUUUGUGAAGCUGAUCACGGAUAACAAGCCCAAGCCAGUAGGAGGGGAGGCCAGGAUUCGGAUUGACAAUCAGCAAACGCUGCGGUUUACGUUCAUCUCGCCGUCCAUGUUGAUAGCCCACCUCCCGCAAGCGACCCUGGGCAUUGCAUCGAUAGCUCAGUUGUCUCAGCUAUUGGCUGACGAAGUUGGGUCGUUCCUGCUUACGCGAAUAUGUGACAUCGGCACCGAACAAUGCAGCGGGCUCAGCGGAGUGUGGUUCGUUGACUCACUCUCCAGCAGAAGCGUAGGGAAAUGGGAGGGCUGCGUCCUGAACUUCCGUGUGUCUUUCUCAGAAGAUUCAGCCCUAGUGUGCACUGCCACUAGAGUGGAACGCACGAAAGGCCAGCUCCAGCCCACUACAGAGAUCUAUACCACCAAAGAGCACAAUGACAGCACACUCUUUGCCUGGGCAACGCAUGUCAUUAACUCGGCACUUUUGAAGCAACCCUCUCCACUCAUACUUCGACCUUGA